This is a messenger RNA of Penicillium maclennaniae, 2478 nucleotides long. Its product is annotated as choline/carnitine O-acyltransferase. The record is from RefSeq and is a predicted model, not a curated record. Gene Ontology annotation, cellular component: mitochondrion. Gene Ontology annotation, biological process: carnitine metabolic process. Gene Ontology annotation, molecular function: carnitine O-acetyltransferase activity. Lineage: Eukaryota; Fungi; Ascomycota; Eurotiomycetes; Eurotiales; Aspergillaceae. The transcript is spliced from 4 exons. Bases 1 to 2478 code for a protein of 825 amino acids.
AUGUCUUAUUCACCAACAGCAGUCCGCUAUUUUACUGCCCCUAAACCUCUGAGAGACCCCAUGGAGAUUGAUCCUAAAUCAUCCAGGGCCGAGGGUCCAGGACACACGGUCGUGAGACCGAAUGUAUCUCCCGAUCAGCCUUCAUCCGGGGCCGUGGAAGUCCACACGCCCAAGAAGCAAGGCCUGACUUUUGCCAACCAAGACUCACUUCCUAAAUUGCCGAUCCCUGACCUCGAGGAUACUUGUCGUCGACACCUCGAUUCUCUCGUAGCUUUACAAGGGCCGCGAGAACACGAGGAGAGCAAGGCGGCCAUCAGGGAAUUCUUGAAGACAGAUGGCCCGUCUUUACAAGAAAAGCUCAAGAACUAUGCUUCUUCAAAAACCAGCUACAUCGAACAGUUUUGGUACGAUUCUUAUUUGAACUUUGAUAGCUCGGUUGUCUUGAACCUCAACCCCUUUUUCUUGUUGGAGGAUGAUCCUACUCCAGCUCGCAACCAUCAAGUCACUCGGGCCGCAUCUUUGGUGGUCUCGGCCUUGUCUUUCGUUCGGGCCGUGAGGCGUGAGGAGCUUCCACCUGACACCGUCCGAGGAACGCCACUAUGCAUGUACCAGUACUCACGACUGUUUGGCACAGCCCGUCUGCCUACUGAAAAUGGCUGCGUCAUCAGCCAGGAUCCCUCGGCCAAGCAUAUUGUCGUCAUGUGCCGAGGCCAAUUCUACUGGUUCGAUGUACUGGACGACAAUAGCGAUUUGAUCAUGAGCGAGAAGGAUAUUGCCUUGAAUCUUGAAGUUCUUGUCAAUGAUGCGGCUCAAACCUCCAUUCAUGAAGCAGCCAAGGGUGCACUGGGUGUUCUCAGCACUGAGAACCGUAAGGUCUGGUCUGGACUGCGGGAUAUUAUGACUAAAGAUCCGGCCUCGAAUAACGCCGAGUGCUUGAACAUCGUGGACACCGCUCUUUUUGUCCUGUGUCUUGAUGAUACUGAGCCUUCCAACACCUCCGAACUGUGUGCCAACAUGCUCUGCGGCACGAGCGAGGUGAUUAAGGGCGUACAAGUGGGCACCUGUACCAACCGAUGGUACGACAAGCUACAGAUCAUUGUUUGUAAGAAUGGCAGUGCCGGUAUCAAUUUCGAGCACACCGGCGUUGAUGGUCAUACCGUGCUGCGCUUUGCCAGCGAUCUCUAUACGGACACCAUUCUUCGAUUCGCAAAGACCAUCAAUGGACAGGCUCCAAGCCUUUGGACGACAUCUAGCCCUGAUCCUGCCAAGCGCGACCCACACAGCUUCGGAAAAGUCAGCACUACUCCUCGCAAGCUCGAGUGGGACAUGACGCCGGAACUUAACAUCGCGUUGCGGUUUGCCGAAUCCCACCUUUCGGAUCUCCUCUACCAACACGAAGUCCGUGUACUGGACUUUGAGGGUUAUGGAAAGAAUUUCAUCACAUCAAUGGGAUUCUCGCCCGAUGCGUUCGUUCAAAUGGCCUUCCAGGCUGCCUACUACGGCCUAUACGGCCGCGUGGAAAACACAUAUGAGCCAGCUAUGACAAAAAUGUUCCUACAUGGUCGCACGGAGGCGGUACGAACUGUAACGCCCGAGGCCGUUGAUUUUGUGAAGACCUUUUGGGGCGAGAACCCGGCAGAGCAGAAGAUUGACGCCCUACGCACCGCAACUCAAAAGCACACAGCCUUGACCAAGGAGUGCUCCAAGGCCCAAGGUCAAGAUCGCCACCUAUACGCGCUCUACUGUCUCUGGCAGCGAUCUUUCCUCGAUGACGGACUGUCAUACGAUACCGGCUCCACUGGUGGAUACAGUAGCCCAGGCGAUGGAGUCGAGUCAUCCAAGUCCUCUGAGGUAUCCGAGGACGGCUAUUCCUCUCCCAACGACAGCAGCACUCGCGGACUACGCCCCGUCUCACCACCCACACCUGCCAUCUUCAGCGACUCGGGCUGGGACAAGAUCAACACUACCAUCUUGUCCACCUCAAACUGCGGAAACCCAUGUCUGCGCCAUUUCGGAUUCGGUCCCACAUCCGCUGACGGCUUCGGCAUUGGCUACAUUAUCAAGGACGAUUCAAUCUCCUUCUGUGCAUCUUCCAAGCACCGCCAAACUGCACGCCUUAUGCAAACGCUCGAGUCCUACCUCUUUGAGAUGCGAAAGUUGAUGCGCGCUACCAAUCGCAAGGCAAUGAGUCCACGAACCAGUCGUGCUCGCGAAACGGAAGAACUGACCGAGCGCAUGCAACCUGACUCGCAGCGCCGAGGUCGUAUUGUCCGGAGCGAUACCCGUACCACUGGCUUCGAUACCCCUACUACGACAGACAGUGUGGAGCCAGAUGAUGAUGGCAUGGGAGGAUAUGGUUUCUUCGACGCCGGUAUGCUCCUCCAUGCUCUCAAGGGUGUCAGUGCGGAUAGAGAGCGUCGAGAGAAACCUGAGAAGCGGCGCUUCGUUGGAAAGAAACUUCAUCUCAAUGAGUAUUAA